Molecule: messenger RNA, 1142 nt
Organism: Lolium rigidum
Lineage: Eukaryota; Viridiplantae; Streptophyta; Magnoliopsida; Poales; Poaceae
Product: probable aquaporin TIP4-1
Exons: 3
Coding region: 114-872 (252 amino acids)
Biological process (GO): transmembrane transport; water transport
Cellular component (GO): membrane
Molecular function (GO): water channel activity
Source: RefSeq, a predicted model, not a curated record
UCAUCACUCAUUCCUGCGCUUUUUACCCGGAGCCACAAGCUCUCACCGCGUCCCUCAUCUUUCCCUCCCAAGAAGAGGAACAAGCAAGAGGUCUUGUGGAAUUCGCUUCCACCAUGGCCACCAAGCACGUGGACUCGUUCGACGAGCACGAGGUCGUCGACGCCGGCUGCGUCCGCGCCGUGCUGGGGGAGCUGGUCCUCACCUUCCUCUUCGUCUUCACCGGAGUCGCCGCAGCCAUGGCAGCCGGGGUGCCCGAGGUGCCGGGCGCGGCUAUGCCGAUUGCGUCGCUGGCCGGGGUGGCGCUCGCGCAGGCGCUGGCGGCGGGCGUGCUUGUGACGGCGGGGUUCCACGUCUCCGGUGGGCACCUGAACCCGGCGGUCACGCUCGCCCUGCUGGCGCGCGGGCACAUCACGGCCUUCAGGUCCGUGCUGUACGUGGCGGCGCAGCUGCUGGCCUCCUCCCUCGCCUGCAUCCUGCUGCGGUACCUCACCGGUGGCCAGGAUACUCCGGUGCACAGCCUAGGCGCAGGCAUGGGCCCGAUGCAAGGCCUGGUCAUGGAGGUCAUCCUGACCUUCUCCCUCCUCUUCGUCGUCUACGCCACCAUCCUCGACCCGCGGACCACCGUGCCGGGGUACGGGCCGAUGCUCACCGGCCUCAUCGUCGGUGCAAACACCCUCGCCGGCGGCAACUUCUCCGGCGCAUCCAUGAACCCCGCUCGGUCCUUCGGGCCCGCGUUGGCCACCGGAGUGUGGACAAACCACUGGAUCUACUGGGUCGGCCCGCUCGUCGGUGGGCCGCUUGCCGGUUUCGUCUACGAGUCGGUGUUCAUGGUCAAGAAGACGCACGAGCCUCUGCUCGGAUGGGACUUCUAGAGCGGCAGGCUGCUCCGCAUAUUUGCAUCGCAUUUUGCAAUGUGUAUACAUACCCACACGUGCCUAUUAGGGAAUCGAUGUUGCUGUUAAAUUAAAUUGUUCUGGCGGAGUGAUUCUAGGCCUAGGCGGAUGUAGAAAUGGUUCGUAGGAACUGCAAGGAUUGUUUUCUAAAAGCUUUGAUUAAGGCUGGCCGAGUAAAUACUACUAGAUUGUUUGGAAGAUGUAAAAUGUUAUGGACUGUAUCUUGAUGCAAGCUAUUGGUAAACGCCA